Fusarium verticillioides 7600 is the source of this 2073-nucleotide messenger RNA. RefSeq lists its product as hypothetical. The coding region runs from base 400 to 1863 and encodes 487 amino acids. The transcript is spliced from 3 exons. The record is from RefSeq and is a predicted model, not a curated record. Lineage: Eukaryota; Fungi; Ascomycota; Sordariomycetes; Hypocreales; Nectriaceae.
CACGGACCAGCUCCAGCUCUAACGUUAGAGGUUCCUCGCGCUUCACUUCCUCUCUCGUCCGUCCUCUCGUUUCUCCUCCUCUUCAACCAGCAGAAACUCCAUUUCUCGCUUUUUGCAUGUCAUAAACCGCCAAGCCCUUAUAUUCUUUCCUUUGUCCUUCUCUUCCUUUGCUCUUGAUCAAGGCUGGACCUUCGUUUGAAUAACACCUUCUUUUAUCUGAUCAAGUCAGUGACUUGCAUCAUCAAAACACUCAUUCAUUUCCUGAUACCCAGACUAUUCAUUCAACGCCUUGGGUAUCCAAAUCAUAUCAAGACGUACCAAGGCAUACCAUAUUAUAAAGACCUUUGGUUCAUUAAUGCUAUUUGUUUAUAAUCAACACAACUCAGAAUAUCUACGACAAUGGCGCCUUUUGAUGAGUCCCAUCACCUGCGGUGGCAGAGACAAGCAAAGAGGGCUUUUGGUGCGGCUCUGCCGGAUUGGACCAUCGCCGACGACAGCGACGACUAUGAUGUUCACAUUAUGAAGAAGCGCACAGUAAGGCCGAGAGUCAGACGAAGCAAUGUUCCAACUUCAUCCAAGGAGCCCGAGGUCAUGAUCAACAUCCUACGGGAGCCUUAUGCCAAGCGAACCGAUACUGUCGACCCUGCGACUGAGAAGCAGAAGCAGGACGCGAAGAAGGAAGAGAGUAGCGACAGUGAGAGUGAAGGUGACGACGCAGCCGACAGUGGAAGUGAGAGCGAGAGUGAGGAUGAGGAUGAAGAGCCAAAGAAGAGCGAGGAAGACAAAACCAGCGACGACGGCAACCCACUCAACAUCAAAUUGCCUGCAUCAUCAACAAACUCACCAUCAGUCGACGCUCCAUCAGCUGAAGGAAGUAUGUCGGAUUCUCCUUUGGUCGAAAGUGGUGAUGGUAUUCACUCCAAUGUUCACAAGAUCCUGCUGGGAGUUGGAUCCGUCGGCGGUUUUCUAUUCCUACUUGGAAUUGGCUUCCUCAUUUGGAAGUUCUACUCAAGGAAGCAGACCUCAAAGAAACCUGCGCCUAUUGAUGACAUGAACUUUGACAAGCCCAGCCGCUUUGAGAACCUCGUUUCCAAGGUGCCUUUCCUUGGAUCACACUACGGUCACAAGGGCUGGUACACAAUUGAAGAUCCAUCCUACUCUCCUCCGUCUUAUUCCCCGCCUCUCGCUGAAAAGACACAGCCUCAGUCACCACUCUUCAUGCCUAAGCAAUCCGACAACUUCCUCACAGUGCCCAGCUUACCAUUCGGCGUUUAUCGUACGACUGGCGACAGAAGGACAGGGGUUACAAACUAUGACAUUGACGCUGUCAGCCCUACAAGCACAACCUUUGUCGAGAGCGCUGUUGAGGUCCAGGUCGUGGCUCGUCACGAUCCCAAGGACUCUUUGAGCACACCUUACAAACCUCAACAACACAAGCGAAUCCUCUCUACUACACCAUAUGCCUACGAUGUCGGACGACGUCAGACCGGUGUUAGCGAACUCUCCUCCAUCUCCUCUGGCUUCGGUGACGGCGACAUCGUCGUGACGCCUACCACUCAGACCGUCCAAAGCGUCCCAUCGCGACCAGAGCCUUCACGACAACCCACAUGGAAGUCUACCAACUCUGUCGGUCGCCGUGACACCGUAUCUACAGUAGCUUCGGUAGAUACACGGCCACGCUUCCGCUCAGUGAACUCAUGGGUGAAGCAGCAGAAUGGACAAUUGCGACGAGCUCAACGACAACAAGAGAACAGCCUUGAUAGCGACGCCCCCCCAGUUCCUCCUCUGGCCCCUCCUCCUGAGCAAGAUUUCAGAUACAUGUUGCAAGACGACGAGAGACCACGCCCAGUGGAGAUGGUCUAGGAUGGGUUCGAGAAACAUGCAUGAUAUAUAGAGGCACCUUUGAAAGGAGUAUGGCUGGACCGGGCGUCAGAUACCUACGUUGGAUUUUGUGACAUAAACAAGGAAACAUACGGAACCAAGUGCAUACUCAAUUCUAUGUCUAUUAAUUGAUCGAUCUAGUCUGCUUCUCCGGUUUUUUGUGUCUGUAUAUUGACUUAGGUCUGCUGGGCA